GACGAAGGCGACGGCGGCACCUCCGGCGGCCAGGGGGAGGGGGACCCGGCUGGCCUCAUCCUCUCGGUCAUUGGCGAUAAGCACGAUUAUGACACAGACGAUUGGAUUAUCGCUGCUCAAGUCAUCUGCCCGCCUCCGCCUGGCACUCGAGAGCGAGGUGACAUAUGCGAGGUCGUGACUGCGGUGGCCCCCGGCAUCGCGCCGAUCAAGAUACACUUUGAUAACGCUCGUCAUGUGAACGGUAAACAACGGGCCUGGGUAGCGUGCUGCGGCAAACAUCACCCGGCUUGUUUCAAAUGGAGAACUGUUGAGCUGGAGCCAAACAGGCAAACGCUGUUGGCCAGGUUGGCCGCGUGGGCGUGGCGCGGACACGAGUCGCAGCAGCCCGCCCAGGUUAAGUUCCAGCAUACCAAGCACGUGGUGUCGCAGGCGGAGAUGGAU
Prorocentrum cordatum is the source of this 441-nucleotide messenger RNA. The record is from the annotation of a GenBank genome assembly. NCBI's taxonomy places the organism in Eukaryota, Dinophyceae, Prorocentrales, Prorocentraceae.